Molecule: messenger RNA, 555 nt
Organism: Choloepus didactylus (southern two-toed sloth)
Lineage: Eukaryota; Metazoa; Chordata; Mammalia; Pilosa; Megalonychidae
Product: serum paraoxonase/lactonase 3-like
Exons: 1
Coding region: 1-555 (184 amino acids)
Molecular function (GO): arylesterase activity
Source: RefSeq, a predicted model, not a curated record
AUGGGGAAGCUGGUGGCACUGACUCUGCUGGGGUCAAGCCUGGCCCUAAUUGGGGAGAGGUUUCUGGCAUUUAGACAAAGAAUUAAUGCAUCAAGAGAAGUAGAGGCAGUAGAACCCCCAAACUGCCAACUUAUUGAGGCAAUUGAAGCUGGCUUUGAAGAUAUUGAUAUUCUUUCUACUGGGCUGGCUUUUAUCUCCAGUGGAUUAAAAUAUCCCGGUAUGCCAAAUUUUGCACCAGAUGAACCAGGAAAAGUCUUGUUGAUGGAUCUGAAUGAAGAAAAACAAGUGGAACAGGAACUAAAAAUCAGUGAUGGAUUUGACAAGGCAUCAUUUAAUCCACAUGGGAUCAGUACUUUCAUCGACAAAGACCAUACUGUGUAUCUUUUGGUUGUGUGUCAUCCUCACAUGGAGCCCACUGUGGAGGUAUUUAAAUCUGAGGAGGAACAUCAUUCUCUUGUGUACCUGAAAACUAUAAAAAAUGAACGUCUUGAAAUGGACCUCAGAGGACAGCACUCUGUAUCAUCAGGAAAGUUGCUGGUUCCUGUGGCAGAGUGA